CAUUGUACUAGCGGCCAUGUUUCGGUAUAUUUUACGUAUUUAGUGCCUAAUUAUUAUUGUUUAUUGGAUAUAUGAUAUUCAAGUGCUUCGAUUACUGAUUUACAAAAAUGAAGAAAAACAUUAUUUUUGAUAUUAUUCUAGUCAUAUUAACAGUUUCACAAGUUUCGGCACAAAAUUUUCCAAUAUGUAAAUCGAAUGGUGUGACGUUGAAUGUUAGUGAAGCCGAACCGUUGGAUCACAUGGUGUAUGACCUAGGAUGCACUGACCCCGAUGGAGAUAAAUUAACGUAUUUCCUAGAAUCCAAGGGAAAUACUUAUAAAAAAUUUAAAAUAACACAAACUGGUGAAAUUAGGCUGGCUAAGACUCUCAAUGCUGAUUUUACAUUUAAAUACAAUCUCCAUGUCACUGUAACAGAUGAUAGUGCCAGUGCAUUUAGUACAAAAGUUCUUAUUGGAAUUUUUGUGUCUAAUGUAAAUGACAAUAGCCCAGUUAUCAAGGAUCUGCCUACUUCUAUUAAUUUAUAUGAAGAUCAACCCAUCGGGACAAAAAUCGCAAAAUGUUCAGUUAAAGAUAAAGACUCCAAAAAUGGUGCCCUUCCUGGACAAACUCGUGUUGGUAUUAUCAAACCAUACUCAGCGGGUGCCAGAAGAUGGGUUAUUGAUUCAGAAACUUGUGAUAUUUAUGUCAACACAUUACUUGACUAUGAAAAGCACAAGAUGUAUGCAAUUGGUAUUAUAGCCUAUGAUUUAGACCCCAAGGCACCGAGGACAGUAACACAAAGUAUGACAAUUAAUGUUUUGGAUGUCAAUGACAAUUUUCCAGAUUGUAUCAAUCAUUAUAAAUUGGAAUCGAUUCAAGAAGACCUUCCGACAAAUAAAGAUAUAUCAACCUUAUCUUGCACUGAUCUUGAUUCUGGUCAAAAUAAGCUUAUAUUCUUUAAAUUAUCAGAUGGAAACACUCAAGCUAUAAAAGAAAUUUUCGAGGUUACAAUAAAUGCUGGACAACUUCGACUAAUCAAGCAAGUGGAUUACGAAACGGCACCAUUUUAUGAAGUAAAUAUAGAUGUUUAUGAUGGCGGAAAACCCUCUCUUACUACUACUGUUAUUAUUGGUGUUGUUGUUACUGAUGUUGAUGAUAAUAUACCAGAAUGGCCUGUUGACCCAAUCCAAGGAACUGUACAAGAAACGGAACCACUUGGUAACGUAUUGUUUGCUUUGACGGCCACAGAUCGCGAUGAACCUAACACUCCAGCAUCCACUAUAAAGUAUGGACUUGUGACAAAAGCUGAUCCAGACUGGUUUGAUAUCGAUCCUGAAACAGGUGCUAUCUUUGUGACGAGUAUUAUGAACUGGCUAGUCGCACCUUCAGUGUCAUUUGAAGUUUAUGCAUAUUCAUCUGAUAAAAUUACCGCUACAAAUACUGCAAGAGUUAAUAUUACACUUAUUGAUAAGAAUAAUGUAGCGCCAACCUUUGACCAGGUGUUUUAUCAGGGAAAUGUUUCCGAGGAUUCUGAGAUUGAUACGGUUAUUUUAACGGUCAGUGCCACAGAUCCCGAAAACGGAUUAAAUGGGGAAGUUACAUACAGUAUAGAUUCCCCAUAUUUCAAAGUCAAUGCAGAUACUGGAGUAGUUUCGGUCAAACAAAAAGUGGAUUUCGAACAGAAUACAGUUUUUUCUUUAAACAUUAAAGCAAGCGACAAGGGAGAACCAACACAAUCUGGUUAUGCCUUUCUUCUUAUUAAUGUGAUACCUGUAAAUGAAUUUACGCCAGUUAUUAAUGUGCCUGAUGAUGGCAUAAGCAUAAAAGAAGACACUGAACCAGGUACCAUUCUCUUUAAUUUCACUGCAACUGAUGGAGAUGCUGGGUUUGAUGGUGAAGUCACGUUCUCCAUAGUCGAUCCACUUCAACCGUUUACAAUUGAACCAAUAACAGGGGUGUUUCGAAUCGGAAGUUCCUUGGAUAGAGAAGAUAAACCAAGAUGGGAAAUAAUUGUGAUUGCUAGAGAUAACCCAGAAAACCUUUUAUUUCAAAAGAGUGUGACGACAACUGUAACCGUUAUUCUAGAGGAUGUUAAUGAUAACAACCCAAUCUGUGAACCUCUUUCAAACGUCGUCGUAAAAUUACCCCAUGAAAUUGGUGCAAAACUUGCUACAAUUGAUUGUACGGAUGCCGAUGAAGGCAUCAAUUCAGAAUUUGAAUACAUUGCCCUUUCUGGUGACCCUACAAGUACCUUCAAAGUAGAUCAGAACAAAGGGGACAUUACGCUUAUCGGUCCACCUACUAAAACUGAAUACACACUAACUCUCGAAAUUCAAGAUAAAGGAGAUCCGAAGCGUGUAGUGAAGAUUGUGUUCAACAUUAUUGCUGAACUUCAAUUCAAUUUUACAAAUCUUCCAGCAACAGUGAAUAUAUCAGAAAACACAGCCUUGGCGGUUCAACUGUAUAACGCAAAGGCUUGCUGUGUGUUUGGCUUCAUAGACUACCAACUUAUCUCCGGUAAUGAUAAUAAUCAUGUGUUACUUGAUCCGUCAUCUGGAAAAAUAAUCUUAGUGAACAGUUUUGAUCGUGAAGCUAAGUCAAGCUUUGUGUAUAAUAUCCGGGCGACUUCUUCUGAUACAAAUUCAGUAACAAAUGCGUCACUGACAAUCCUAGUAGAAGAUUUUAAUGAUAUUGUUCCGACAUUUUCAACAAGUUUUCUUUACAUAGAAGUUGUAGAAAAUCUGGCCAAUAGUACUUUUAUAAUAUCUCUGCCGGCUGUGGAUGGUGACUUAGCAGAAAACGGAGAACUUGUGUACAGCAUCACAGAUAGUUCGAAUUUAGGAAGUCACUUCGUUAUAGAUCAGGUCGGAAACCUUGCUCUCAAUAAAGCUCUUGAUGCCGAAACAACAUCUCUGUAUACCUUGGAGAUACUAGCUGCGGACAAGGGGGCAACUUCGCUAACAGGAAGUACCACAGUUAUUAUUGGAGUAAGAAAUGUGAAUGAAUUUAUGCCAGAAAUCGUGAACGUCACAGAUGGCUUUGUUCUAUCAAAUGUUCCAGAGGAUAAAGCCUUAGGGGCUCCCGUAUUCAAACUUCUAGCAGAAGAUAAAGAUAUUGACACAGUGUUCACUUAUACCAUAACACAGGGAAAUGAGGAACAGACAUUUGUAAUGGAUGGUAGUAGUGGUGAUAUAUAUCUAGCUAAACUUUUGGACAGAGAAAAUAUUGACCAAUACAACCUAACGGUAAACGUAGAAGCACAAAAUGAAAGUGUUUCCGCUGUUGUGAUUGUGGAUAUUUUAGAUGUAAAUGAUAAUGAUCCCAAAUUCGACAAGGAAGCAUAUAAAAGUGAGGUAACCCACGACGAUGAAGCUAACAAAUCUGUGUUAUCCUUUGUGAUUACUGAUGCCGAUAUUGGGAGAAACGGGGAUAUUUCCACGAUACAAAUCACCGAUGGAGAUCCUGAAAACUAUUUUAAAAUUGUAAAUAAUACAGUAGAAACUAAUAAACAGGUUGAUUACUUCGUCAGAAGAAUUUAUUCACUGACCCUGGCUGCUACUGAUGGUGGAAAUCAGUCAAGAUCUGGUUUUACCCGAGUGAUUAUAGAGGUUCGUCCCAAAUUUAAACCACCACAAUUCCCUACAAAUGAAACUGACUAUACAGUUUCUGUUGUUGAAACGACUGUCGCAGGUACCACUGCCUUCGAUGUUAGUGCUACAGCAGCUGGUGCUAAGGAAGGAAACUUUGGUACUCUGAAAUACAGUAUACGCAGUGGCAAUACGGAAAAUAAGUUCUAUAUAUCGGACUCCGAUGGUACUAUUGGUAUAGGGGCUGAUCUGGACUUUGAAACCACUAACCAAUAUAUUAUGAUUAUUGAUGCACGAAGUAAAGAAAACCCAGCUCUAUCCGCUAGCACAACAGUAACAGUUAACAUAGUUAAUGUCAAUGAACACGCACCAACGUUUUCAAAAGCGUUUUAUAGUCUCAGUGUUAGUGAAAGUGUGGUGACUCCCUUUGAACUAAUUAAAUUUAACGCUACUGAUUUGGAUGGAGAGCCAUUUGGAAUUAUGAGCUAUAGUUUAGGCGUUACAACUGGUUCGUCUGAUUUCAAAAUAAACAGAGAUGGAAUGUUGAUAGUGGACAAGAAAUUGGAUUACAGAAGGCAGAGUGUAUACAAUAUCCCGGUUAUUGCUAAAGACAUCGUUCUUGAAGGGAAAGCACUGGUUGUUAUUUUUGUUGAAGAUGUCAAUGAUAAUGCACCUAAGUUUACCCCAGGUACUAUUACCGUGGGUGUGGCAGAGACCAUGCCCCAAGGCCAAACAUUUUAUACAGUAAAGGCAAUUGACUUAGAUACGGGGAUCAAUGGACAAAUAAUGUACAUGUUACAGCCGACCACAUCUGAAUUUAUUCUAGAUUCAAUUACAGGAUCUCUGAUCGUCAAUACAGAAUUAGAUAGAGAGACUAAAGAUAGUUACAGUCUUGUUAUAAUAGCUGUAGAUAAUGCUACAACCAGUGCCAUGACAGGGACAUUAUCGAUGACUGUUAAUGUUACCGAUGUCAACGACCAAUUCCCCUUAUUUCCCAACCCAACAUCAGAAGUGAUAGUAAAUCGUGGUGAUGCUCCAGGUACUACUGUCCUGACUGUUACAGCAACUGAUGAUGAUAUUGGAGAAAAUGCCGCUAUCGAAUAUGAAAUCACAGAUGGUAAUACUGACGACCUUUUCCUAGUUGGAGUUACAACGGGAGAAAUUAUAACUUCGUCGAGUCUUUCGGCAGCAAAUAAUGAAUACACAUUGAGAAUCACUGCCAUAGACAAGGGCAUUCCCCCACUAUCGACAACGAUGGCUUUAACCGUUCAAAUUAAUCCACCCAUUAUAACUGGUUCUAGUGCACAGAACAUGUCAUUUCAAGAAAAUCUUCCCCCUGGUGUUGUUGAUAUGGUUACUCCUCGUGAUGGACAUGCGCCAACCGACGCAGUGCAGUUCAAAAUCAACGGAGGUAAUUUUGGGAAUAGUUUCGAAAUUGACAAAAAGACGGGGAGGAUAUCCACUCUUGUAGAUUUAGACAGAGAAAAAUAUCCUAAAUAUAACUUGAAGAUUGAUAUAUCUGAUAAUAAUAAUAUCUCGUACACUAAGCAAGUAACAAUAGAUGUUCUAGAUGAAAAUGAUAACACACCUAAAAUAACAACUUUAGAUACCGAUAUUACUGUAGUUGAGAAUACUCCUGCUGGCCAAAUUGUAACCAGAUUCACUGUCACGGAUGACGAUAUUGGAAAUAAUGGUGAGGUAGAUUUGAAGAUAGCAGAUACUGCUAAUGCCGCUGCUAAGAAAUAUUUCGAAAUCAGUGGCAUGUUUCUGAAAAUAAAAGAACCUCUAGAUUAUGAAGUCACGAAAUUUGUGCCCAUAGACAUUGAGGCUGUAGACGGUGGUAACCCAAUGAAGACCAGUUCUAUCCAAAUAUUCGUAACCGUGAUUGAUGUGUCAGAUAAUACCAUUAUUGAAUCACAAGGUGAAGCUCCCUUGGUUUACAUUACAACAGAAACAUCGUCUAGUUCAGUUCUUGGAGAAUCCGUCAUAACACUGACGUCGACGGAUCUAAAUCUCGACCAAACAUCGGGGACGUUAACUUUUGCAAGCGUCAAUAGUCAGGGAAUCUUCAGCAUCAAUUCAUUUGGUAGCGUUACAGUUACGAAACCAGACCUAUUACAGCCAGAAGAAAUAUAUUUCUUCUGGUUUGUGGCUUCCUAUGACAAUGGCGUUAAUGUAACUAAUGUUCUGAGUUUAUUAAGGAUAGAUACAUUUAAUCCAAACCGUCACCUUGUGUCUCUAGAAUCACCAUCUACAGUCCAGGAGCUGGAACCCUUCAAAGAUGAAUUAGCUAAUAGCCUAGGAAAUAUUUACCCAUUGCCGAAUGUGGCUAAAGCAUGGAAAAUUCAGGAGUAUGGAACAACUUCUAGGCGUCGAUUAUUAGCAGACUUAAGAUCUGAAACUUUAGUGUACGGUAUUAAAGCACCAAUACCCAAUGAUAUUGGACAAUUCAAAAUCAAAAAGAAUUUUGUAGAUUCCGAUGAACUAGCUACACUUUUAAGAAUGGUUCCAGAUCAACAUGAACCGACCCCAGGCCUCCCAACAAGUAAUUAUCCUAUUCAAUCUGUAAACGUAUAUUCAAUACCAACACCACCUGAGUCCUCUGGGUCAUCUCAAACAUUUACAUCCUCGACAGAUGGUUAUAUAGUCUUCGCUCUUCUAAUUUUACUACUACUUGUGAUUCUCAUCCUAUUGCUCGUGUUCUGUUGCUAUAAAAAGAAGAAAAGAGAACAGAGAAGGAUUGGUGAUUCUGUUGAAAGCUUGGUUUCACAAGACACAAGGCAGAAGCAUGUAGAAGUUAAAAAACCGGAAAAAUCUGGUAAAGCUAAGUUUAGUGGAUUUUCGGCAGCAGAAUUCGGAGAUGAUAUCCCAACAAACAAAACCACGAGGAGAACUUCUCAAGCUCCAUCAAGCACCUACUUACCAAGCAUUAGUGGAAACAAUAGAGGAUCUACAAGUGCUACGGUUCUGGCUGCUCAGUUAUCACCUAUGAUGACACCAGUGCAGAAUCCACAACGACAACCAGACGGCCUCGCAGAACCUCUUGAACAAUCACACAAGCGACCAAAACUGAAGCCGAUUGAGAAGAGGGUACUUUCUGUACCCCAACCAGUAGAUGAAAGGAAAGCUAGUACGAUAGAUUUAAGUAAGCUAGGUGUUGAUGAUGAUGGUCAACCCGGCGGUGAAACACAUAUUAUUAGUAGAAGAGCAGAUGGUCCUGUUAUACAUCGUGGUAAAGAAUAUGAUGGAGUUGGUUUUGAUGCAGAAAAACAUCAGCGUUAUGCAUAUAACACUAGAACAGGCAGUACUUUAUGGGAAGACAAAGGUCACAAUUUUGGCAAAGGCACAGGUGUGGCUAAGGGAAAGAAAAAGGCCACGCCCAUGCUUACUGUAGUAACAGAAGCAAAAACUGAUUUUCGACCAAACCUUAAUAUGAAUCGUUCAAUUCAGAUUGUAUCGCCUGACAAUAACAAUUCGGAGUUCGAUGGUGUACAUAUGUAAAUGUGUAAAUCUGAAUCCAUACCCUUGUGUCAAUUUCAAUAUGUUAAGAUAAUGUAUUCUAAUAAUAAUUUUGGAUUAACCCAACAAUGGGCGAUAUAACUGAUAUUUACUUCGUAAUUUUCAGUUUUGGGGAAGUAUAUUUAUAUUAUAACUAUAUUAAUUGUUUUAGAACUUCGAGAGAAAAUAAGUCACUUUCAAUAUUAAGGAUAAACUGUGCGAUAAAAACUAUCCUUUUCUCCUCAUUUGAAGAUGAUAUGUUGAGUUUUUUGAUAAAUCAGAUUUUAUUUAUUCUGUGUAAAAUGAUUUAUUUAAAAUGCAAAUCUAAAAAUGGAAUAUCCAUUAAAUUGACUAUCAAAAACGGAGACAGGUCAGAAAUAUGUAUGUGAUUUCUUAAUUUACUUAUACAUUGUACAUAGUAUUAUACCUAAUAAGAAAGGGCUAAUUCAUGAUUUGGGGUCAUUACACCUGUAUGUAUUUUGUUUACGCGGAUUAUAGGACAAUGAAAUCAAUCUGGUCACAAAAAUGUAAAUAUGACCAUAAAUGCUAUACAUAUAUUGAUAUGAAGUUGUUUUCGACACGAUAUAUUAUUUUCUGCGGUAAAGGAAAUGUCUAUAUUUGUUAUUUCUUUCACCGCAUGUGUUUUAAUGUUAUUCUGGGAAAGGUCAAGCAAGGUGUUGUACUGUAGCCGUUCUUAUAUUCUUAUUGUUUGUUAAUAACAUAUGUAUUAUUAUAAUUUUCUAUAUUCUACAUUCAUGAGAUGAAAUAACAGUCGAUAGAUAGCGAAUACUACGAAGAAUAUUGAUAUUAAGACCCGGACUCUGUUGAUAAAUUUUUAUUUAAAUAUUUUACGGAUUCGAGUAGAUAUUGGCCUGAUUAACGAAAUGUAUUCUCUAAACAUAUGAGGGGUUGGGCCGAGUCGAAGGGCGGUUUAAAAAAUGAUUUUUGUAAUUUAUUUACUAUAUAUGAAAAUGCUCAUGUUAUAUUUAAAUUGUAGUCAUUUAAAAUACAUAGUGCCAAAUGUUAUGACAAUAAACGUAUGUUUUUGUACUGAAAA
Patella vulgata (common limpet) is the source of this 8121-nucleotide messenger RNA. Its product is annotated as protocadherin Fat 4. Gene Ontology annotation, molecular function: cadherin binding; calcium ion binding. Bases 108 to 7067 code for a protein of 2319 amino acids. Gene Ontology annotation, biological process: homophilic cell-cell adhesion. NCBI's taxonomy places the organism in Eukaryota, Metazoa, Mollusca, Gastropoda, Patellidae. The record is from RefSeq and is a predicted model, not a curated record. Gene Ontology annotation, cellular component: catenin complex; plasma membrane. The transcript is spliced from 20 exons.